AGUUUUCGUCAGAGUGUGUUGGUCAGUGACGCGGGUCGGAGGGCGGUGCUGCGCUGCCGCUCGGAUUGUUACUUGCUCGACCUCGUCCUCCACCACGCCGAAGGACGUCUCGCCGGAGUGAAGUGUGAGUGAUGCUUAUCGAAUCUAGGUCAGAUUCCUGGCUCCUUUUCGGUGGAUCAGUGCUUCUCGUGUGCUGCUGCGGAAGUUGAUAAUCUAUUACAAGGCUGUCGCGCGGUGCAGGUCGCUGGGGAGACGAAGACGACCGAGCGCGAAAGCAGUGCGAGGAGAAGACCGCCCUCGGAGACUGAAACGUGUACGAUUGGCGCGAUGGAGUGACCGAAGGAGAUUCAAUAGUAUAUCAGACUUUCUCCCUCCCUCCCAAUCCUUCCCUCCCCCUUCCCACCCCGCCCAGCCCGACCCUACCCCUUCCCACACUCUCCCAGCACCUCUCCAGGACAUGUAAAAGAGGGGCGCUGCGGGUACCAAUUACAUUUUGACCUUUCCAAUCUCACCAUCCGCAUUGUUGGACUAGAAACUGACCAAAGAACCCUCGGGUGUAUCUUUGCAUUGCAAUUGCAAGAAGCGCUGCAAUACGGCUCGAACCUCGACUGGGACCGCAUCGUCUCCACGCGCUGCCUACCAAGAGAUUGCGAACACGUGAAGAUGGAGGUUCAGCAGGUACCUCGGCUGCUACCGCUGCCACUCCCGCUGCUGCUUAUCCUGUUCAUUCCACAAUACUCAUGCUUUAAUCUCGAGGUCUCAAAAGCCCAGGUGUACACAGACCCGACCCUCGACUACAGCAGUUGGGGGAGGGAAUCUUACUUCGGUUUCGCCGUCGCCCUUCAACUCCGGACGUCUGACGACACUGCCUGGUUAGUCGUGGGGGCUCCACGUGCCAACUCAAGCCACUACAAACCCAGAGCUAUAACGGAGCCUGGAGUGGUGUUCAAAUGCAGCCUUGAGGGAGACACCUGCCAGGAAUUGUACAUCGACCAAAAGGGGAACACCAUGACACACAAUCCCAACGGUGAUUUCAGUUACCACGACCUCAAGAACGGCGGCUGGCUGGGAGGGUCUCUCGAUUCCCAACCGACGUAUGGUGCAGACCGUCAAGUCACUGCGGUGUGCGCACCGAGGUGGAUCAACCAGAAACUACUUGGCAAUUACCUUAUGAACGGAGCGUGUUACUGGCUUAACGAGUCCCUCCCCAACGCUCCAGCCCACAAGAAGCUGCCUUUGGUUCAGGAGUCCCUUCAGACUCAUGGCGAUGCAGUGUUCUACUACGCCCACGGAGAAGCGGGUAUGUCUCUCCAUCUCCCGGACGACCCAACCGAGAUGAUUGUGGGCGCCCCGGGUGUGUACAAGUGGCGAGGAACCAUCAUCCGCUUCAAGGACACGUACAUCCAACACGUAGGGGGUAUAGCGAGGCGCAGACGACAGACCAGACCAGAAAUACCAGAAAACCAGAUGUUCUCGAGGGAAUUCGUACCUAACCCGUACUACACCUCUGCCAUGGAGGACUUCGAUCUUAUGGGGUAUUCCGUGACUUCGGGGCGGUUCAGGUCAAAGGACGAGCUCCUGUAUGUGGGCGGUGCUCCUCGAGGGGCAGGGUCGCACGGGAAGGUGAUCGUCUUCUCGUUCCCCGACUGGCAGUCUCAGCCCCUCACCGUCCUGGCCGAGUGGAAAGGAAAGCAACUCGGGGAAAACUUCGGUGCCUCCCUUGUCGCUGCUGACGUCAACGGAGACGGCCUCAGCGACCUGAUUGUCGGGGCGCCCAUGCACUCCCUGAAGGACAAGCCGGAUGCAGGAAGAGUACAAGUGUUCCUCUCUUCACAGGAUCAGCAGUUGAUAAGUUCCGACUACCGAUACCACGGGUCCACCACGAGCUUCGCCAGGUUCGGCACGAGUCUGGCGCGUAUCGGGGACCUCAACGCGGACGGGUAUGAAGACGUGGCGAUAGGUGCUCCUUGGGAAGGCGAUGGCGCUGUGUACAUUUACCUCGGGUCCGCUUCUGGUUUGAGACAAGCAUACUCCCAGAAACUUCAGCCUCAAGACUUCCCCCAGAAUAUGAAGGGCUUUGGAAUGGGUCUCUCCAGAGGCAUCGACUUCGACAAGAAUGGUUAUCCAGACCUAGCAAUUGGCAGCUUCGUGUCAGGCCAUGCAGUGGUGCUAAGGAGUCGACCUGUAGCCUACAUUACAGGCAGUCUCACUUCAGAACCACCCAAUAUUGGCCUCAAUGACACCCUCUUCCAGCUGUCUGCCUGUUUGGGGUACCGGGGUUACAAAGUCCCACGUUAUGUCAGUAUUAAGGGAAAUAUCACGCUUGACACGGCCUUCCCCUCUCCUCGAGCUUUCUUCGCCGACAACAAGAGCAACUUUAAGGAAGUGAGUCUUGUAGCGACAAAUAAAGAAACAGAAUGCCUCCAGUACCCAGUUAUGGUCAAGGAUGACAAAGUGGAUCCCCGAAAACCUAUUCACAUGAAGCUGGAAUAUGACUUGUUUUCACCCGAAGGACACAAUAUACUCGCUCAACCCAAGACGGAACCAGGAAUAGGGACAAUGACCAUGUCCAGAGUCGGCAUAGUGACUGGGUGUGAGGAGGACGGUGAUGACGCCUGCCUCGUGAACAUGCAAGUGAGCAGCCGCUUCGAUAGGUACAGUGAAAGUGACUACAUGAUAAUAGGAAGUGACAACAAGCCAGUGCUAACAGUGAUGGUUGAUAAUGUGGGAGAGCCAGUGUUCCUCCCAAACCUAACAGUGCAAGUAGAACCACCCUUGUCACUAACCAUCCCACUCACCCAUGACUGUGUGUACGCUGACAGUGAUGUGAGAACUUCCCUUACAUGCCGCCUUGCAAACCCCAUUGUCAAAGGUGGAAGGGAUAAGAUUGAGAUUACAGUGGACGCCAGUAACUUGGGGGACAGUUCAUCCGACCCAGAAAUUUCUCUCGAGGUGUCCGGUGAGGGUCUUGAGCUACAUCCUCUAGAUAAUGCCAUUAGCCAUUCCCUGAACCUAGCUGCUGAGGCUAACCUCCUUCUCCAUGGGUCUUCUCGUGAAGAGCAAGUGGUGUACCAGCGAUUUAAGAAGGGUUCCAUUAAUACUACCUACACACCCUCUUUUCUACACAUAUAUUCGAUAGUAAAAGAAGGCCCAACACCACUUGGUCAAGUCGAGUUUGUGCUUGAUAUUCCAGUCAAUAUCACAGAUGAAAAUUUCCUGAAAAUUUAUCAUCCAAAGGCCAGCUUUUUGGGAGAGCCAGUUGCCUGUACCAUCCAUGGAGGGACCUUUUCAGUUUUUGAGAAGAAGCCUUCGAAAAGCAGAGGGUCACGAUGGAAGCCAAAAGAAAAGAAGAAGAAGAAGAAGGAAAAGAAGAUAGAGACUGAAGUGGAAGAAAAGGAAGAAACAGUGAAUAUUGUUGAUGCAAAACUGGAGAAAGCAGUAUUGCUCAAUUGCUCAAACCCCCUCAUCUCGUGUGCUCAAAUACGUUGCCUUAUCAGCACUUGGCCAGCAGAAACAGUUUCUGCCGAGUUUUCUGUCAGAAUGGACAUGAACUUAACAAAAUUAGCUGACCACAUCUCUGCCGCGGCUGGAGCAGAGUUUAUCAGCCGAGCCCAUGCCAGGAUCCUCACCCUCAACCCUCUAUUGACCUUUAUUGGGAACAACGAGUCUGCCCUGGAGGUCCAGACAUUCCUACAGCCAGACAGACUACCUGGCAGAGGAGUACCUUGGUGGGUCAUUGUUCUGUCUAUACUUGGAGGAUUACUGCUCCUGGGUGUUACUUCAUAUGUGCUAUACAAGAUGGGCUUCUUCCAGCGAAAAGAACACGAAGAAAUGGUAGCUCACCAGGCUAUCAUCGAGUCAAACGGUACAGGAUGAUUUAUAUCUCAUACAUAUGGAAAAAGUAAAUCUUAAUUAUAGGUAUAGCUGUGAACCAAAGACUUACUGUGUACCUAAUGCAUCUAACAAGGAGAUUUUCUUAUCGGUGUAGUUAAUUUAGAUGAUUAGAACAAAUUUACUUUCAGUUAGAUUUCCAAUUAGGAUGCAAUAGUGGAGAGUGUUGCCAUAAACAUAUUUUAUAUAUUAGGUUGAAAAAUACCAUGCAAUAUUUGGGUGAAAAAAAAGAACCAACCAACAAAAUCUAUGAGCAUAAUUCAUAAGAAUUAUAUUUGUGAUACAGUAUGACUGUCAUGAACACCCUGUUUAUUAGAACUGUAAAACUGGUACAAAAAUUGAAAAAAAAACAAGAUUUUAAAUGUGAUCAGGAGUAUUGGUGAUGAUACAGAAAUGGAGUUCCUCUGGUAUAGAGAAACUCAACUAUACAUGCAUCUGAUCUUCAGUUGGUUACUGAAUUCAGGCAGUUAGUUCAGUUAGUUAGUUAGUUCAAUUUCUCUCUCUCUCUCUCUCUCUCUCUCUCUCUCUCUCUCUCUCUCUCUCUCUCUCUCUCUCUCUCUCUCUCUCUCUCUCUCUCUCUCUCUCUCUCUCUCUCUCUCUCUCUCUCUCUCUCUCUCUCUCUUUCUCUCUCUUUAAAAUACUGAAUUUUAACAUCUGUUGUAUAUAGAACUUUGACCAUAGUAUCCAAAAUCUCUUUCCUGCUAUUGUGAUAAUGUAUAGAAAAUGAUAACAUAGGAAUUAUUAUUUGCCUAAACCCAGUGACUUGUGAUUGGAGUGUCGGUAUGUGUCUAAAUGGUUCAUGACCAUCUAUAUUGUAAAUAAAGUUUCUGAUACAUAGUGUGAAUAAUUUAUUGCAUGGAUGCUUUUCAUACUCACAUUUGUAAGAUCUCAUUUUAUUAGGUAGAUCUAAUAUGUGUGUGUGUGUGUGUGUGUGUGUGUGUGUGUGUGUGUGUGUGUGUGUGUGUGUGUGUGUGUGUGUGUGUGUGUGUGUGUGUGUGUGUGUGUGUGUGUGUGUGUGUGUGUGUGUGUGUGUGUGUGUGUGUGUGUGUGUGUGUGUGUGUGUGUGUGUGUGUGUGUGUGAGUGUGAGAGAGAGAGAGAGAGAGAGAGAGAGAGAGAGAGAGAGAGAGAGAGAGAGAGAGAGAGAGAGAGAGAGAGAGAGAGAGAGAGAAGGGUGGGGAGUGAGUUAUGGUAUCACAAAUAAUUGUAGUGUUUCAGUAUGAAUUUUCCCUACUCAUAGGAUUAAGCUGAUAGUAGUACAGGUCAUUAAUACCUUGGAAGUAUUAAGAUGACUUCUGUCCUUGCAUGACCUAUGAAGUUGCCAAAUUACUGUAUGUAGAAUCACACUCAGUAAUGUAGUUAGACCAGGAAACAUGCACUUUUGUCAUGUUUUUGCCAAAAUAGAUAAUUUCUCUAGUCAUGUUUCUUAGUCUUUAUGAUGUUGAUUUUCUUAUUUUUCAUUGUAUAGCAAGCUUAUCUGGAUGAACCAGUAUGUGUCUUGUUACACUUGGCAUUAUGAGAUCUGUAAUUUGCUAUUACACAGAAAGGGUAAUGUAUCAUCUUAAUAUCAGUCCUUUAUCUUGAUGACUAAGUUAUGAUUUACCAGCAACUUCAUUCAUGUUGACUAUUUUAUGCGUUUUUUAUUCAUUUAUUUAUUUAUUUUCAUUGUUUUUCUCUUUUCAAGUAUUCUGUUUUUUAUGUGAUUUUUGCUGUGAUGUUAAUUGGUAAUUUGGCAAGUAUAUUUGUCAGAAUAAAGUUUUAUUUAUGUUAACAUUUUUGUAUUAUGGAAUAUCUUGUCAGUUAUGUUAGUAUUGAUUUUAAUAUUCAUAUUUUGACAAAGAAUUUGUAUGCACAAAGAGGGACUAUACAAGAGUAUUUAAGGUUGGAAGAAGGUGUUGAAAUAACUUGUAAUUUUAGGAAAAUAUAUUUAAUAAUGCAACAAAAGCAAUACAUACAAUUAAGUAAAUGUGUAAAUGGGAAUAUGCUGAAUAAAAUCAAGGUAAAUAAUAGUUCUUAUGCAAUAACUAUGCACAAAUGUUUAAAGAGACAUGCUUAUGUUGUAUUUUUACAUCCUAAUUCAUCUUGUACAUUCAAUCAUCAUUUUUUUAUGUUUCAUACAAAUUGUAUUUACCUUUGCCUUCAAUUUCAUAUAGUCCUUUAACAUACCUGCCUUAUCAUAUCUUCCCCAAGCCUUCCCAUCCUCUUUAAAUUUACCCAUGUCAAAUAUUAUACCUGGCCCUGCCUUACCUAUAUGGGUAUCCACAAAGCUGAAUUAGUUUUAGGUCCAUUGUUAAUGUUUUGCAAAAUGAUUGUUGAUUCUAAGUCAAAGAAAUAUAUAUUUUGCCAACAUUUAGAGUAAUAAUUUGAAGUGAAUGCUCAACAUAGGUGUAAGGGUUUAAUAUGACUGGCUUAGUAAAAUGCUGAACACGAGAUGUUAAAAAUGCAUUUAGGAAGUAAUAUUUUCUGAGAAUGUUUGAAUGGUAUAGUAUUUCAUCAUUGUAUAAUGUCCCUGACUUGUAUUUGUUUGUUCUUUUUUAAUAAAAGAGACUAAUGCUAA
Molecule: messenger RNA, 6446 nt
Organism: Penaeus indicus
Lineage: Eukaryota; Metazoa; Arthropoda; Malacostraca; Decapoda; Penaeidae
Product: integrin alpha-PS3-like
Exons: 23
Coding region: 664-3876 (1070 amino acids)
Biological process (GO): cell adhesion mediated by integrin; cell-matrix adhesion; integrin-mediated signaling pathway
Cellular component (GO): external side of plasma membrane; integrin complex
Molecular function (GO): integrin binding
Source: RefSeq, a predicted model, not a curated record